AUGGAUUCGGAACUCAAACAAAGAAGCCUGGCUCUGAAUAUCUUGGAGCCAUGUAUCCUUGUUAUAAUGACAAUGGUGUGCCUGAUUGGAAACUGCCUGACAUGCACAGCUGUGUACAGGAACGAAAGGCUUCGUACCUCCACAAACAUCUACCUGAUUUCUUUAGCUAUCAGUGAUAUUAUCAACGCUACCAUCGUAAUGCCUUUGACUGUGGGUGUCCUUAUUAUAGGGGAAUGGCCAUACGGCGAGGCAGUCUGCGAUUUCCACGCCUUCUUCACCCUGUUUUCUGUUUACGUAUCCCCAACCACGAUGGGACUGACGGCCUUCAACAGAUACGUCCGCGUCGCUAAGCCUCAACACUACCCACAAAUCUUUACUGAUGCUCGGUCAAAAAUAUAUGUCGCUGCGGUUUGGCUGACUGUCGCCGGGUACGUUUCAAUUCCCAAGAUGGCUGGCUGGACCGAAUAUGGCUUCUUUGCUGGGUAUGCCGUUUGCACAACUGUGCAACCCACAGAAACUAUGAAAACAGUUCAUUAUAGCAUCGUUGUCUGUUUUUUCUUUCUUCUUCCACUUGGAGUUGCAUCAGUUUCCUACUUCAAGGUCUUCAAGAAAAUAAAACAUCAUAAUCUGAACAUGGCUUCAACGGCCCAAGCCGAGGACAGGGAAAAUCGACUGACCGUCAAAGAGAUCAAGGUUACCAAAUCGCUCGCCAUUGUUGUGUUCGCCUUCGCACUGUGUUGGAUUCCAUUUUGGAUCAUUGUGGUGAUACAGCGCUUCGCUUCUGAUGUCGUCGUUCCACGUAACAUCCAACUGCUUUGUCCCUUUUUGAUGUUCUUCUCGAGCACUAUAAACCCAUUUAUAUAUGCUGGCAUGAAUCCCUCAUUCCGCGCCGAGUUUCGUCGAAUUUUGCUCUGCAAAGUGAAGUCAUUACAAGUGUGUAAAGAGCUCCGCGGUUCCAAAGACCUUGAUUUAAAGAAAAUAUCGGCGGGGAGCGACCGUGGAGUUGGAUAUCAGGAAGAAGAGGGGGGUACUUCAGUCACAAACGUUUAA
This is a messenger RNA of Pocillopora meandrina, 1050 nucleotides long. NCBI's taxonomy places the organism in Eukaryota, Metazoa, Cnidaria, Anthozoa, Scleractinia, Pocilloporidae. The record is from the annotation of a GenBank genome assembly.